AUGGGUUCAGUGUUCAGUUCAAGCAAGAACAGAGAGCAAAUCGAGAUUGCUCUUACCAAAGCCAAGCAGAUCGUUAACUCCAACCCUGCUGUUAUUUUUAGUAAAACUUAUUGUGCAUAUUGCAAGAGGGUUAAGCAGCUGUUUUCCCAGUUGAAUGCAACGUACAAAGUCAUCGAACUUGAUGAGGAAAGUGAUGGACGUGAGAUUCAAAUAGCUCUAGCUGAGUGGACUGGGCAGAGUACUGUGCCAAAUGUGUUCAUUGGUGGCAAACAAAUUGGUGGAUGUGACUCUGUCCUGGAAAAACAUAACGAAGGAAAACUUGUUCCUUUGCUUGCCGAUGCUGGUGCAAUUGCUAAACUUUCUGUUCAGUCGUAA
Messenger RNA from Fraxinus pennsylvanica, 375 nucleotides. The record is from the annotation of a GenBank genome assembly. Lineage: Eukaryota; Viridiplantae; Streptophyta; Magnoliopsida; Lamiales; Oleaceae.